AUGUUCAGGGGGGUCAAGGUUUCUCAUGGUGGUGUGUUUUCAAGGUUGUUGAAUGAACGAAUUGCUAAGGGUGGAGCUGGGGUGGUUGGGAUGAGGAAGUUUGCAAGUGGGGCUGGCGGAGAUACAUUCCUUUCUACUACGAAUGCAGCAUAUAUUGAUGAGAUGUUUGCAGUGUGGCAGAAGGACCCCAGUUCGGUGCAUGUUUCCUGGGAUGCUUAUUUUAAGAAUAUGUCGAAUACGAAUAUACCGGCUUCGUCGGCAUUUGUAGCUCCUCCAACGUUGGUGCCUACUCCAACGGGUCCUGGUCUUCCACAAGAAAUGACGUUUGAGACGGCUGGGAUGGGGUCUAAGGUUGAUCAGAGUAUUUUGGUGCAUCUGAAGGUGCAGUUGCUUUGUCGGGCGUAUCAAGUGCGUGGACACCAGAAGGCGCAUAUAGAUCCUUUGCAGAUUUCUUUUGGGGAUGACAAGAGUAAGCCGCUGCCACGCGAGUUGACUUUGGAGCAUUAUGGCUUCACUGAGAAAGAUUUGGACCAUGAGAUUACUUUAGGUCCAGGGAUUUUGCCUCGUUUUGCCAAAGAGGGCAAGAAGAGUAUGAAGUUGAGAGAGAUUAUCGAAGCCUUGGAGAAGCUUUAUUGUUCUGGUUAUGGUGUGGAGUAUAUUCAUAUCCCUUCAAGAGAACAAUGUGAAUGGCUAAGAGAGAGAGUUGAAAUCCCUAAACCUUACAGUUAUUCUAUUGAGGAAAAGAAACAAAUCUUUGACAGAUUGACUUGGUCCACGUCCUUCGAGAGUUUCCUAUCCACAAAAUUUCCAAAUGAUAAAAGGUUCGGUCUUGAAGGUUUGGAAGCGGUUGUUCCUGGUGUAAAGAUGUUAAUAGAUCGCUCGGUUGAGCUUGGGGUGGAGGAUGUUGUUCUUGGUAUGGCUCAUCGUGGUAGAUUGAAUGUCUUGUCCAACGUUGUCCGGAAGUCUAACGAAUCUAUUUUCUCUGAAUUCCAGGGAUCUUUUACGCCAUCGGAGUACGAAGGUUCUGGAGAUGUGAAGUAUCAUUUGGGUAUGAACUAUCAGAGACCAACGGUAUCUGGUAAACAUGUGAAUUUGUCUCUGGUUGCAAACCCUUCUCAUUUGGAAGCACAAUAUCCAGUUGUUUUGGGUAGGGUGAGAGCCAUUCAACAUUCUAAGAAGGAUAUCGGUACCUACAGCAAGGCAAUGGGUGUAUUGUUACAUGGUGAUGCUGCCUUUGCUGCGCAGGGUGUUGUGUAUGAAUCUAUUGGGUUCCAGCAUUUGCCUGCGUACUCCACUGGUGGUACUAUCCAUGUAAUUACCAAUAAUCAAAUCGGUUUUACCACUGAUCCAAGAUUUGCGAGAUCCACACCUUACCCAUCUGAUAUUGCCAAGGCCAUUGAUGCCCCAAUCUUCCAUGUUAAUGCUAAUGAUAUUGAGGCGGUGAUAUUUAUUUUUAAUUUAGCCGCGGAAUGGAGAGCAACUUUCCAUACAGAUGCUAUUAUUGACGUUGUUGGAUGGAGGAAACAUGGUCAUAAUGAAACAGAUCAGCCAUCCUUCACUCAGCCCCUAAUGUACAAAAGAGUUGCCAAACAACAGUCUGUAAUGGAUACUUACUCUGAGAGAUUAUUGUCCGAAGGCUCAAUGACCAAAAAGGAGAUUGAUGACCAUAAAAAGUGGGUUUGGGGUUUAUUUGAAGAAGCGUUUGAAAAGGCCAAAGACUAUAAACCUACAUCUAGGGAAUGGUUAACUGCUGCUUGGGAGGACUUCAAAUCUCCAAAAGAGUUGGCAACUGAAAUUUUACCCCACAAUCCAACUAACGUUGAUGGGAAGAUAUUGAAAAAGAUUGGUAAGGUUAUUUCGAGCUGGCCAAAAGAUUUUGAAGUCCACAAAAACUUGAAGAGAAUUUUAACUUCUAGAGGGAAAGCUAUUGAUGGCGAAAAGGGUAUUGACUGGUCCACUGGUGAGGCGUUGGCGUUUGGAACAAUGUUAUUAGAUGGUUAUGAUAUUAGAGUGUCUGGUGAAGAUGUUGAAAGAGGCACCUUCUCCCAAAGGCACGCUGUUUUACACGACCAAAACUCUGAAAAUACUUAUACCCCACUUCAGCACAUUUCGAAGGAUCAAGCUGACUUCACUAUCUGCAACUCCUCCUUAUCUGAAUAUGGCUGUAUGGGUUUUGAAUACGGUUAUUCGUUGACCUCUCCGGAUUACUUUGUCAUGUGGGAAGCUCAGUUCGGUGACUUUGCAAAUACAGCACAAGUCAUCAUUGACCAGUUCAUUGCUGGGGCUGAAACUAAAUGGAAGCAACGUUCUGGGUUGGUUUUGUCUUUGCCACAUGGCUACGAUGGUCAAGGACCUGAACAUUCAAGUGGCCGUUUGGAAAGAUUCUUGCAAUUGACUAAUGAAGACCCAAGAUAUUUCCCUACUGAAGAAAAAUCUCAAAGAGAACAUCAGGAUUGUAACUUCCAAGUGGCUUACCCAACCACUCCAGCUAAUUUGUUCCAUAUUCUAAGAAGACAGCAGCAUCGUCAAUUCCGUAAGCCAUUGGCGUUAUUCUUCUCCAAACAAUUGUUACGUCACCCAUUGGCCAGAUCUGACUUGUCAGAAUUUACCGAUGGGGGCUUCCAAUGGAUCAUCGAAGAUGCAGAGCACGGUAAAACAAUCGGUACCAAAGAGGAAACGAAGAGAUUGGUGUUGCUCACUGGUCAAGUGUUCACAGCCCUUCAUAAAAAACGUGAGACGAUUGGUGACAGAACUACUGCAUUUUUGAAGAUCGAACAGUUACAUCCAUUCCCAUUCUACCAGUUGCGUGACAUCUUAAACUCCUAUCCAAACCUAGAAGACAUCGUCUGGUGUCAAGAAGAGCCUUUCAAUAUGGGUUCCUGGGCGUUUGUUUCUCCAAGAAUACAGACUACCUUGAAAGAAACUGACAAAUACUCCAACUUCGAGGUGAGAUACGCCGGCAGAAAUCCAAAUGGAGCAGUCGCUGCGGGUUCCAAAGCUCUACAUAAUGCUGAAGAACAAGCUUUCUUGAAGGAUGUCUUUGGCCAAUGA
Eremothecium cymbalariae DBVPG#7215 is the source of this 3051-nucleotide messenger RNA. It is a transcript of the gene KGD1, whose product is annotated as alpha-ketoglutarate dehydrogenase KGD1. The record is from RefSeq and is a predicted model, not a curated record. Gene Ontology annotation, biological process: tricarboxylic acid cycle. The transcript has a single exon. Lineage: Eukaryota; Fungi; Ascomycota; Saccharomycetes; Saccharomycetales; Saccharomycetaceae. Bases 1 to 3051 code for a protein of 1016 amino acids. Gene Ontology annotation, molecular function: thiamine pyrophosphate binding; oxoglutarate dehydrogenase (succinyl-transferring) activity. Gene Ontology annotation, cellular component: oxoglutarate dehydrogenase complex; mitochondrion.